Messenger RNA from Anguilla anguilla (European eel), 5571 nucleotides. It is a transcript of the gene snapc4, whose product is annotated as small nuclear RNA activating complex, polypeptide 4. The transcript has 25 exons. The record is from RefSeq and is a predicted model, not a curated record. The coding region runs from base 632 to 4948 and encodes 1438 amino acids. NCBI's taxonomy places the organism in Eukaryota, Metazoa, Chordata, Actinopteri, Anguilliformes, Anguillidae.
AGAGCUGGGUGCUAGGAUCAGUGAGCCAUGAGGUGGGAGCUCUGAGGUGCAUGCUGUGAGCUACAAGCUAUAAGCUGCAAGGUGAGAGCUGGUAGCUGGGAUCAGUGAGCUAGGAGGUGGGAGCUCCGAGUGGCGAGGUGCGAGCUGGGAGCUACAAUCUGCGAGGUGUGAGCUCCCAGCUCUCUCCAGCUGCAUGGUGUGAGGUGGGAGCUCCGAGCUUGGAUAAGCUAGCUGCGAGGUGAAACCUUCGAGGUCGCUCAAGCUCUGAGGUCUAAGCUUUUGAUAUAACUGCUAAAUUGCACAAUUACGCUUUUUUUUUCGGAAUUCAAAGGUUCAAAGUAACACGUUCAUGUUAUAGCCUGUUCUGGGUGCACAUACCUUCCAAUCCACGAAGUAGUUGUAAGUAAAUAAAUCGGGAUGUUUUAAAAUAAUAUGAAACACUGUUGUUUUUCUGUGUGUUUUGGAGGCUAUUGUGCCUGUCAAGCAUUGAUGCACAACACCAAGUUUUUUUUGACCACUGGAGUGGGCUUUUAUUUUGGAAUUUGGUUGAGAAUCUGAACCGGAAGUCCUUUUCUAAUUCGGGCUAACUUCACGCUGGUAAAGAAGUCAGACAGCAAGGGAGUAAGUUACUAUGGCCUCCUGCAACCUCCUCGCACAGAGGAGCAAAAUUCAGCGGCAGAUCGAGACGCUUGAGCGCCUUGUAGAUACCAAUAACUUUUGUGACAAUAUCCACAUAGCUUCGUCAGACUCCUGUCACUCAAACGAUGAGGGAUCAGAGGACAGCGAGCAGGAGCCAGUAAGCAUGGAAAACCUUGCUGUGAAGCGGAAGCAGAUCCAAAGAGAGAUCAAGGAGCUUGAGCUUUCUCUUAGCCAAGAUACACCUGGUUUGGAUAUCGAGAUUCUAUCAGCAGAUGAUGAAAAUGACACAGAAAGCAUCAUGGAAACUAGUGGGGAGGACAGUGAUGAGGUGUUUAGCCUGCCCCCAAAUGUAGAGACCUGCCUGCAAAUGAACUUGGUGUACCAGGAUGUGCUGGAAGAGAAGUUGACAGAGCUGGAGCGCCUGCUGGUUGAGAACAAAGAGCAACAGAAGGAGGUCAUGGUACAGGUUUCUGGCCCAGCUCCUCAAGCGACUACCUCUGGAUUACCCCCACUGAAAGUUUUUCUCGGAAACUUCAUGAAGCCGUAUUUCAAGGACAAAGUCACAGGACUGGGUCCUCCUGCCAAUUCAGAGACUAGAGAUAAGAUGAACAUGGGGACAAGAAGUUAUGAUGAAAUGAAGAUAAGAAGAUGGGAGGGUUGGCAGAAGACUCUGUUGCUCAGCUCCGUUGUCAGUGACACCAUGAAACGCUUGCUGCAGCCUAAGCUUUCCAAAUUGGAAUACCUGAAUGAAAAAAUGGCCAAAGCAGAAAAAUCAGAAGACAUGGAGGAGCAGAUUCUGCAAAAACAAAUCAAUCAAAUAGAGAGGGAAAUUGAUGACAUCAGCUCAAUGAGUGAGGAACAGCUGAUGGGUAGUCGCCAUGAUGAUCAUGACUGGGAGAAAAUUUCAAAUAUUGAUUUUGAGGGUACACGUAGUGCUGAAGACAUUAGGAGGUUCUGGGGAAACUACCUGCAUCCCUCUGUUAAUAAGUCAUCUUGGAAAGAAGAUGAGAUUGAAAAGCUCAAGAACAUCGUAGAGAAUAGGAACUACUGCAAGUGGGAUCAAAUUGCACAGGAACUUGGGACGAACAGAACAGCAUUCAUGUGCCUCCAGACGCACCAGCGUUAUAUUCACAAAGGCUUCAAGAAAAAGGUUUGGACCAAAGAAGAGGACCAGGUCUUAAGAGAGUUGGUGGAAAAGAUGCGCAUCGGGAACUUUAUCCCAUACACCCAGAUUUCUUACUUCAUGGAGGGCCGGGAAGCAGCCCAGUUAGUCUACCGCUGGACUCAAGUUUUGGACCCAACUGUUAGAAAAGGCCCUUGGACCAAGGAGGAGGAUGAGAUGUUGCUGAAAGCAGUGACAAAGUAUGGCGUUCGUGACUGGUGGAAGAUACGAAAUGAGGUGCCUGGCAGGACAGAUGCACAGUGCAGAGAGAGGUACCUGGAUUGCCUGAGUGAGGACGUAAAGAAGGGACGAUGGAGCCCGGAAGAGGAGGCCAUGCUGAUAAAUUUGGUGCGGAAGUAUGGAGCAGGCCGAUGGUCCAAAAUUGCAUCUGAGAUGCCGAACAGGAUUGACAGUCAGUGCUUGCAGAAAUGGAAGAUAAUGACAGGAUAUCCGGCCAAAAAAAGGAUUAAAAAACACCUCCCAAAAAAGACAGAAAACAAGAGGAAAAAGUUGGAGAGGAUGAAAAGGGAAGAGGAAGAGGAUACAAUGACAAGUUCCGAGGAGGAAGUGGUUUGUAUUACCAGUGAUGAUGAGUUGACAAAGGAUGAGUCGGAUCUUGAAAUUGAUGUGAGAGAGGAGUACAUUCUACCCACCAUGGAAAAGUGGAUUCCCAAAACUUCUGACUCGUUUCCGCAUUUGAGCCUAUGCGCUGGCCAAUCUGUAUGGAGCAACCUGACAGAUAAGAAGACAUCACUUAGCCAAGCCACUCUUGGACGUCCGUGUUCAGUAAACAGCUUGCCUACACUGGUGUCUCCUGAAGUACGAUACACCAUUCUCGACCGCAUUGGCCACCCCGUAAAUACCAACAUGCGAGUGGCCUCCCCAGGACAACAAUUACAGGAGGAUCAACACUGUGAAAAUGAUAUGAUCAAAGUGUCACUCAGUGAGGUGAGGAAUCUACUGCGCUGGAAUGGAGGCUCUCAAAUGAAACGGAGAUGUCGACUGUCAAGGUGGACACCGAGGAAGAAUAAUGAGAAGAGUAAAAAGGGGACAGUGCGAAACCAGGGAAUCGGUGUCAGCUGUGAGGGCCAAAGCAGUGUUGCGCAUCCUGCGUGGAAUACCAGGAUCUCUGUUGCCAGCCAUGUUUGUAGCACUUACUGUACCACUCUUAAUGAUGAACUUCUGCAUGCCAUUACUCCUUGGAUGGGUAACCUGAUCCUGCCUCUAGCCUGCAAAAAAGAUGAGCGCUGCAAAGUGGAUGUAACCAGAGAGAAGACAAAGACAACAGGGCUCACAAGUACUCCUGUUUUUUCCCUCUUUCUAAAGAUUCUAUUCAUUGAUGCAGAGGGCUGCAAGAAAGUCAUUGAAGCACGAACGAGGGCGGAGAUCUGCAUUCCUCAUCAACAAGCAGUCACUCCACCACCCAAAAUAAGUCCUCCGCCACCCAAAAUAAGUGCUUCAUCGGCUCCCUCCCGUAAACGCACAGUGAUUCAGAUGCUGGAUGAAAAGCACAAGCAGGAGUAUGGGAAGAAGAAAGAAGAUCAGAAGCAGAGUAGUCUCAUUAUGAUGAUUCCACAGCCUUUGGUAAUAACACAACCACUGCUGCAGGGGAUUGAGCCCCCUGUAGCUCCAACCUCUUCAGCUCCUGACAAACCUGCCAUUGCAAAGGGAAUGGAAACCUAUAGCAUAUAUAAGACCAUCCAGUCACAGAAACGUACUCGGAAACCCGCAGAGAAGGCCAAGGUGCUCUUGGCUGGUUCAAAAGUAAAUUUGCCUAAGAAGUUACAGAACCACAAGAAAGCCUGUUUACAGAACUCUUGUUUGAAGGAUGGAAAAAAGAUCUCUCAGGUGCCACUCUGUCCCCAACCCCCCAUUACUUGGAUUGUGACUCCCAAUGGUUUGCUACCAGUGAGUGGCCUAGGGAUCCCAGUAUCCACCCAAGCUCCACCUGCAGAAAUGAAAUCAGUGUCAUCAAAUGUGUCUUGCUUUCGAAGACUAAAACCCAUUGCUAUUAAAUCAAACAACUCUUUAACAUUCUCUAUUAAUGGAGCACCAGGUGCAGAGGUGCCCCCGGAUGUACUGCAUGUCUGUCCUAGUGUGUGCAUCCCAGCUGACCUCCCCACCUCCUCCUUCGGGGAAAGAAUAGCCUUGAAUCUUGCUCCCACCACUUCCACAUCAACAGACACACUAGUAGGAAGAGUUACUUGCCCCAACAAUAGUGUUUCAUCAUUGAGUUCUGUCAGUGUACCACACUGUAACAGUGUGUGUGCUCAACUUCCAGUUCACUUCCUGGCUGCAGAACCUGUCAGCACUAUAAUGCCUGUUCCUGCUUCUGUGAAUGCUGGUAGGUCUGUUGCUAACCCAACUUACACUGUUGCUGAAGUCUCAUCUUUAACCCCUCUGCUCACUUAUUCCCAAGGACUACCCAUUCUUCAGGUUUGUCAGCCCCAAACUUCACAAAUAAUUGCUACCACUUUUGUGAACCCUGUGAUGCCCCCUGCUAAAAUUACAUCCCUGCCCCAACAACAAGUUUUCAGCAGACUGAAACCAAAUGACUCUCCUUUAAAACUGGCCACUAAACCUGCUUUGCCCAAAAGCCCUAAACCUGAACAUAUUCUAAGUUUUGACCCAGGCCUGGUAUCUGCCGAGGAAACAUCCCAUGUGACAGAAUGGAUGAAAGGUGUAGGGGGGAUCAGGCUCACUCGACUGGAUGCUACUCUGCCAUACCUGCCUCCUUUUGUCAGUAAUCUUACCACACUUACUACUCUCCUCAAAUGCAAACCUGACCUUGAAAGGUGUGCCUUGCCACUAGUAUCUCCCAAUGGUGAAAGUUCCAGAGUGGAAGCCCCAGAAAAAGGCAUCCGUCGGCUGGUUGCAGAGCGGUUGAGCAGUAACCAAGCUUACCUGCUCCUGAAAGCUCGUUUCCUUUCUUGCUUCUCCUUACCUGCCUUCCUGGCUACUGUUUAUCCACAUGAAAAUGCAAACUCUGUGAUGUUCACCCCAGCCAAGUACAGCAAAUGUGAGGAAAGUGUAUCCCUAGUGGAAGAUGCUGAUCCUGGUGGUGGUGAAGGAAUGCAUAAGGAUCGCCUGCUCCGGACGGAUGGUAAGGGAACAGUGGCUGACGAGUUCAGUGGAAUUGCUACUUGACACAGGAGCCAGUACCUCUGCAACCUGCAGAAAUCUGAAAAACUGUGAUAUUCAUCUUGUAUUUGAGUGGUGGAUAUAAAUUUCUUUUGUAAGCGCUAUUCAAGAAUAACAGGAUUGAAGACCUUAAGUCUUGGAAGUUAUCACGUAUUCUCCCAUGUGUAAGGCACACAUAAUCUCUCCCCGUGACAAACUUAUCAGAAUUGGCACAUUUAACUGCCCUGAAAGAAUAUCCUUUGUUUUCUUGUUUAAUAAUAACUCCUUUGUCAUUUAAAACUAUAUAUUAGAAUCUUUGAGGUCAUAUGCUUUUAGUAGUGAAACUGAACUGAUUAAUUAAUUAUUGUAAUCUUGGUACCAAAAUUUGAAACGUGUCUGUCUGAACCCAGAGUAAUACAUUUUUGGAGAGCUUUAGUUUGUCAUUGUGAUGUUUUCUUUUGAUAAAGUGUUAUAGAUGCUUUUGUGUUCUGCCUUGUUCAUUGUAUUAUGCAGUUUUGCCCAUGAAAUUGUGAAUUGUGGCUUAGACAUAUAUAAAUUUUGUAUCCUUCCAAUGAUUGAAUUCAUUUCUACGUAUGUCAUGGAGAUCUUAAAAUCUUUGAAUAAAGCAUAGCAGGUGGUUUUGUAAGUUA